This is a messenger RNA of Uloborus diversus, 1616 nucleotides long. It is a transcript of the gene cbc, whose product is annotated as protein CLP1 homolog. The coding region runs from base 139 to 1422 and encodes 427 amino acids. NCBI's taxonomy places the organism in Eukaryota, Metazoa, Arthropoda, Arachnida, Araneae, Uloboridae. The record is from RefSeq and is a predicted model, not a curated record. Gene Ontology annotation, molecular function: polynucleotide 5'-hydroxyl-kinase activity. Gene Ontology annotation, cellular component: mRNA cleavage factor complex; nucleus. Gene Ontology annotation, biological process: tRNA splicing, via endonucleolytic cleavage and ligation. The transcript has a single exon.
AUGUUUACGUUUUACUUCAACAACCAGGCUACGAAUCGAUUGGAUUGGUCGAUAAAAAAAUGUAUGUAUUCAAAUCUGAUGAUAUAUGAAUCUCAAAAACAAAGAUUUUUCUUUCUUACCUUCAAUUAAUUUCGAAAAAUGUCGGAAGAGACGGAGGCCAAUGUUGAACCAGGUGCUCAAGAAUACAAACUGGAUGAGAUGAGCGAGUUGCGAUUCGAAGUAGAAGCGGAUGCUAAAAUAACUUUAGAGUUGAAAAGUGGAACUGCAGAAGUUUUUGGAACAGAACUAGUUAAAAAUAAGAAAUUCAACUUUGGUUCUGGUGAUAAAGUUGCUGUUUUUACGUGGUAUGGUUGCACGUUGGAGUUGGUUGGUAAACCAGAAGUUGCGUAUGUUGCAAAAGAAACUCCAAUGGUGUUUUAUGCCAACUUACACGCUGCUCUUGAGCAAAUGAGGGUAAAAGCUGAAAAAGACGACGGAAAAGGACCCGUUGUAAUGAUCUGUGGACCCUCUGAUGUCGGAAAAACUACACUGUGCCGCAUUCUUCUCAAUUAUGCUGUAAGACUGAAUAGACGACCUGUAUUUGCUGAUCUGGAUGUUGAAUUAUCAUCAAUAUCAAUACCUGGAACUGUUGCGGCAUUGCCAGUGGAAAGAGUUGCCGAUGUUGAAGAAGGAUUUUCUUCUACAGCUCCAUUAGUUUUUCAUUAUGGUCAUAAAACUCCAGGUCAUAAUAUAGUUUUAUACAAUACGCUAGUUUCAAGGUUAGCUGAGAUAAUUCUUGCACGAGCAAGUGAGGGCAACAGAAGAGCAGGGAUAAGUGGUUGCAUAAUUAAUACGGGAGGGUGGGUAAAAGGGGAUGGUUAUCAGGCUAUUAAACAUGCAGCAUUAGCUUUUGAAGUUGAUGUAAUUUUAGUAAUUGAUCAAGAACGACUGUUUAACGAACUUGACCGUGAUAUGCCGAAAUUUGUUAAAGUUGUGUUUGUUCCAAAAUCUGGUGGAGUGGUUGAACGCAGUCAGCAGACUCGAGCUGAGACACAAGAUAACCAUAUAAGACAAUAUUUUUAUGGGAAAAAGACUCAUUUAUAUCCCCAUUCGUUUGAUGUUAAAUUUUCAGACAUAAAAGUCUAUAAAAUAGGAGCACCGACCUUGCCUGAUUCCUGUAUGCCGUUAGGCAUGAAAGCCGAAGACAAUAGGACUAAACUUGUUCCAGUUCAGAAUGGACAAAAUCUUUUACAUCAUGUGCUUAGUGUCAGUUUUGCUGAAACUGUUGAAGAGGAUGUAAUAACUACAAAUGUUGCUGGAUUUAUAUGCGUUACUAAUGUGGAUCUUGAACGUCAGGCUAUAACAGUAUUAGCUCCACAACCUCGUCCCUUACCUAAAACAGUUCUUCUAAUGGGUGAUAUACAAUUUAUGGACACACAUUAAAAUUUUAUGGAUGAGUAUAACUAAAUGUGCACAUUGCAAGAUAUUUUGUGAAUAAAGAUUUGCUUUAACAUAAAUUUGAUUUGUUUUAAGCUUGAUGGCGAAGCCUUUUGAAAAUUAACUUAACAGGUUAUAAAAAUUUUAUACUUAUUUGUGUGUCUGCAUUUUUUUCCUCACAUUCUGUACUGAAAUAUUGA